GGUGAGAGAGUAGAGAAUAUCAUUUGGUGGCUAGCUAGGAGAAAAAAUGGGUGUCUCUAAUUCUGUUGGGCUGGUGCUUGUUCUUCUAGUUGCAGCUGCCAUGUUCACCGUGCAGCUAGGUCUGGUCACAGCAGCAGCAGCAGCAGCAGUUGCAGAUGAUAAGAAUAUUAUUAUAAUUAAUAGGGAACUGAGAGAAAGGCGGCCACCUCCAUUUCGUCCAAAAUCACCACUUGCAAACCAACAACCAGGCAUGAGACUUCCUGCUCCCGAUCCUCCUCCUCCUCCUCCUCCCCCGCCCUCGCUUCCAAACAACUUCAACAAUAACCGUGCCUGAUGAUGACAAUAACUCAUCAUCUAACAUGUUGCUGCUACUUCCUCCAAAACAACAAACAUGUUGCUGCUAUGCUAUAUGCUAUUCUUUUAUUUUAUAUCUAGCAAAUGGUGUUUCCUUGUUUUCUUCCUUCUGUAAUUUGGCCCAUAAAUGGAUAAGAUUAUUGCUGAGGAUUUUUUUUC
Molecule: messenger RNA, 513 nt
Organism: Prunus avium (sweet cherry)
Lineage: Eukaryota; Viridiplantae; Streptophyta; Magnoliopsida; Rosales; Rosaceae
Source: RefSeq, a predicted model, not a curated record